Molecule: messenger RNA, 422 nt
Organism: Racocetra fulgida
Lineage: Eukaryota; Fungi; Glomeromycota; Glomeromycetes; Diversisporales; Gigasporaceae
Source: the annotation of a GenBank genome assembly
GGUAUUAGGUCUUAUAGUAAACCUACAGAUGAUCAAUGGUUAAACUCUGUCGCAUCACUUAUACCAUUUGCAACAAUCGAAGAAGAUCUAGAAGAAUAUUAUAAUUACCUUGGAGAAUCUUAUAUUAUAUACAAAUCAGAAGAAGAUAAUUUGAAUACUGAAAUAACAGCAACCUCUAAUAAUAGUAUUAUUAAUGAUGUUUCACAACAUAAAUUACUCAAAACUCGCAAAACUAUAAAACAGUCACAAUCAAGAUCAACCAAAGCAAAGAUUUCAAGUUCUAAAUACCAGCAAUCUAAUUUGCAACAAAAUCAAUUUUAUAAUACUCGGGAAAAUCGAUUAUACAACACCCAAGAAAAUCGAUCAUAUAACACUCAAGAAGAUCAUAUAUAUAAUAGUGUGGAAAAACCUAUACCAAAAAU